Messenger RNA from Zychaea mexicana, 934 nucleotides. Its product is annotated as TIP41-like family-domain-containing protein. The coding region runs from base 34 to 813 and encodes 259 amino acids. Gene Ontology annotation, biological process: TOR signaling. Gene Ontology annotation, cellular component: cytosol. The record is from RefSeq and is a predicted model, not a curated record. The transcript is spliced from 4 exons. NCBI's taxonomy places the organism in Eukaryota, Fungi, Mucoromycota, Mucoromycetes, Mucorales, Lichtheimiaceae.
GAACUCUCUUUUUCCUUUUCAAAAACUUUACCCAUGCAUAAACUAAUAAAAGAGGGCACAGUACGUAGUGGAUUGACACAAGGCAUUGAAUAUGAAGGCUGGACCAUCAUUAGCAAAAAGUCGCCCAUUUGUAACUCUACGGAAAUGGACAAUCUUCAGAAAGACCUCGGUUUACCACCACCUGAAAUGGUUUUUGGCAAUAAUACCGUAACGAUUUCUAAAAACAACCAGACGAUCCUAACAUUCAAUGCUCGCGAUGCGCUGGCGCUGGUCGAACACAGUGACAAUAAUAUUAAAGUCGCUUAUGCAGCCGAGUGGGCCAGGAACAGUACGCGUUCUGACGUUAAAGAUGUUGUCAAGCCAUAUGAUUGGACAUACUCAACUACAUACAAAGGCACGGGUGACGGGUUUCAAGAUGCAGAGCAGCCGGCAGUGGAUGUGCAUCGAUUACAAAAACAAGAACCGAUUUUGUUUUAUGAUGAGGUGAUUUUGUAUGAGGAUGAAUUGGCUGAUAAUGGAACAACACUGGUGUCCAUCCGGCUGCGGGUCAUGCCAUCAUGCUUUCUGGUUUUACUGCGCAUGUUUCUACGCGUAGAUAAUGUUGUAUUUCGGAUAAAUGACACGCGAAUCUACCAUGAAUUCGGAUCGCCCUACGUUGUACGCGAGUAUACAUCUCGAGAAGACCGGUUCCAAACCGUUUUCAAUAAAUUACCAGCUGCAAAAAGCGACGUGUCACUCCUUGGCGAUCCUAAUUGGGUCGCGUCCAAACUUCCUCCACCUACUACAUUUACUAGAGAAAGACUCAGUCUGUAGGAUUUGAUGUACAUAUACAGUGUCUUAUUACAUGACUCUAUUUUUUAUGGCCCCAUCCAAUGGAACUCCAGUAGGUCUAGGGUACGAAGUUCAAAUAUAUUAAGAUAAAAUUACAAUGGAG